Messenger RNA from Knipowitschia caucasica, 2895 nucleotides. The record is from the annotation of a GenBank genome assembly. Lineage: Eukaryota; Metazoa; Chordata; Actinopteri; Gobiiformes; Gobiidae.
AUGCCUCAUGGUCAAUGCACACGAGACGGAAAGGCUCGACCUGUUUCGGAACCGGUCCAGUCCAGACCCGGACUGAACCUGCAUCACGGCCCCGUCUCCAUGGCGACACAGACCGUUCUAUCAGAGCGCGUGUCUUUGGCGGAGGACUUGCUGCAGCGAGCGGAGCGUCUGGUUGGAGCAGAAGGAAACGUAAAACUGCGAAAUAAACUACGUUCGGAACUUAAGUUUUUACAACGAAUCCAGUCGAGUCGCCACAAGGGGGCACAUGUGCACAGCUCCAACCUGACACAGCUGAGUGCGGUGGUCCAGUGUGCAGAGUCGCUAGAGUCGGUUGUGUCUUUGCUCCAAGUUUUUUCUUUUACGGACGAACAACAGCAGAAGAAGACUCUAACGGUGGACGUGGUGGGAGAUGGCGGACUGCUCUGGGUCAAAGCUGUGGGCAGGAAAGCAGAGGCUCUUCACGCUGUGUGGCAGGGGCGGGGCCAGUUUGGAGACCGCUCUUUGAUUGGUCAGGCAGAAGAGUUUCUUCUGGCCGCAUCACAGCACCCUCUUCACUACAGCCACCCACGGGUGCUGUUCGCUUUCUACAAUGGCGUCUCUGAGCCCAUGGCCAAAGAGCUGCAGCGGCUGGGCGUGGGGGUCCGGGGGGAGGUGGUGCGAGUGAGGGGGGAGGAGCCAGAGGAGGAGCCAGAAGAGGAGUCUGAGGAGGAGUCUGGGGAGGAGCCAGAGGGGGAGCCAGAGGGGGAGCCAGAGGAGGAGCAAGGGCAGAGUGACCGCAUAGUCCGAGCACAGACCCCCGAGGAGGAACCAGACUCUGACCUGGAUCAGGACUCUGAUCAGGACUCUGAUCAGGACUCGGACCAGGUCCCAGGCUCUGCACUGGACCGGUCAGUUCUGGUCACCUGUUUGGCGUUCCCCCCUGCAGCUCCGCCCCCGUCCUGCUGCCGGGCCAACCUGGACGUGUCAACGCUGCUGUCGCUCGUGUCGUCGUUGUGUCAUGGGGGGUGUAGCCUUGUGUUUCGGGAGGCGGUGCUUACGGAGCAGGCGGCCUGUGAGAGACAGGUGCCCGUGUUGCCACGGUUACAUGAGUUCAUGGCGGAAAAGGAGCUGAUAGCGUGCGUCUCUGCGGUGAAGGACUUCAAAGAGAUUCUACGUACGCUUGGCGGAGAUAAAGAGAAGCAGAGGGCGGAGUCUCUGCUGCAGCGUAUUACCGUCGUGACAGACUCUCCCUCACCGCGCUCCCUUGCCCUCAUGCCCAGCGCCGCUGUUACCACACGCUCGGUUGCUAUCUUUGGAACAGGCGACGCCCACCAUGCGGUUACCAUGACAGCCAACAGGAAGUUUGUGAGGGCAGCGGCCAAUCAGGGCGUCCACUUCAGUGACCGAACCGGGUUGACGUGCACGCGCAUCCCACUGGACCCCAGCGGGCACGCGCCCCCCGUCUCCAUGGAAACGGAGGAUCUCUACGAGGUGGAGCGCGUCCUGGACCGCCGCUCUGCUCCUGGCCAGAUGGGGCAGGUAGAGUACCUCAUUAGGUGGAGAGGGUACGGUCCAGACUCUGACACGUGGGAACCAGAGGAACAUCUCCAGAGCUGUCUCACCCACCUGGAGCUGUUCAACCGCUCUCAGCGUCACAUGGUCCUACAGAGAUCCACCCACAGACUGCUGAGCCCCGCUUCCUCCCCUAGCUCCGCCCACAGCCUCAGAGACCUGAACAGAUCUGGGAUCAAGAUCUUGGUGCCCAAGAGUCCCAUGACCCGAGUGCAUGACCUGGAGCAACGGCUGCCUGACUGUGUGCCUGCGACUGGACCUGAGACUGUGUGCAACAGGGCUGCUCUCGGACCUGGAGAAGAACGUGCUCGAAUGGGGACAAGACCCAGAACUGGACAGGUCCAGUCCCAGAUCCAUUCCCAGCCUCAGGUCCAGCCUCAGGUCCAGCCCCAGGUCCAGCCCCAGGUCCAGUCCCAGACCCAGCCCCAGACCCAGGCCCGGCUCAGUCAGAGACCAGGGACAAUGCUGGGGAGUGGGGCCAGUGCAGCAGUUGCCGCGGCAACACGUCGUCUGGAUGAACGCUUUGAUAAACGACUACGAUUCAGUGUUCGACAAACGGAGAGCGCGUACCGCUACCGCCACCUGGUGGUUAGGAAGCAGGACGGCUUCACACAUGUGGUCCUGUCCACACGCAACUCGGAGUACAACGCCCUGAACCCUGAGGUGAUGCGUGAGCUGCAGGGCGUCAUGGCGACCGCGGCUUGUGACGACUCUCGGUUGCUCCUCCUGUCGUCUGUGGGACCCGUGUUCUGCUCAGGGCUCGACUACCUGUGGUUCAUCCAUAAACUAACCGAAGACCGUAAGAGGGAGAGUGCUCGCAUGGCUGAGGCAGUGAGGUCAUUUGUGAACGCGCUGGUGCAAUUUCCAAAGCCACUUGUUGCAGCUGUGAACGGUGCAGCUGUUGGACUGGGGGCGGCCAUCUUGGCUCUGUGUGACGUAGUCUGGGCUAAUGAGAAGGCCUGGAUCCAGACGCCGUACGCCUUAUACGGUCAUACACCAGAUGGAUGCAGCUCGUACACGCUGCCACUGAUCAUGGGCCCUGCUCCUGCGGGGGAGCUAUUACUCGGAGCGCGCAGACUCACUGCUCUUGAAGCCUGCGCUAAAGGACUCGUGUCACAGGUGCUGUGGCCUCAAACCUUCAACCAGGAAGUGAUGUCACGAGUGAGAGACCUGUGUGCAGACGCCCAGGUACUGAAAGAAUCUAAGUCCCUGAUCCGGUCCUGGUCCAGGUCUGGACUAGAGCAGACCAAUGAGAGAGAGUGUGAGGCGCUGAAGAGGAUCUGGGCCACGACUGAAUGGACCGACACCAUUUUAGAAUAUUUACAGCGACCGCCCGAGUACUGA